Messenger RNA from Prunus persica (peach), 2292 nucleotides. RefSeq names its product subtilisin-like protease SBT1.2. Gene Ontology annotation, molecular function: serine-type endopeptidase activity. Bases 1 to 2292 code for a protein of 763 amino acids. Gene Ontology annotation, biological process: proteolysis. NCBI's taxonomy places the organism in Eukaryota, Viridiplantae, Streptophyta, Magnoliopsida, Rosales, Rosaceae. The transcript has a single exon. The record is from RefSeq and is a predicted model, not a curated record.
AUGGAGAGCAAAAAGUGUGUGGUGUUGCAAAUGCAGAUUGUAUAUCUUCUUAGCUUGCUUUUCAUGUCUUCUUUAUCACUGGCUGCAGAUGAGGAGCAAAAUGGCAUGCAAACUUAUAUAGUUUGGGUAGAAAAGCCGGUGGCUCAGGGAUCUUCUGCACAAUCUCAUGAAGAUUUGGAGAGUUGGUACCAGACAUUUUUGCCAGAAAGUACUAUUGCAACCUCAAACCAGCUGUCGAAGCCAAGAAUCGUUCAUGCAUACCACAAUGUGGCGACCGGGUUUGCAGCAAAACUGACACCAGAGGAAGUGAAAGCAAUGGAAAAGAAACCAGGGUUUGUGUCAGCUCAUCCAGAGGCAAUCCUGCCUUUGCACACAACUCACAGCCCCAACUUCUUGGGUUUGAACCAAGGGUUGGGAUUUUGGAAAGGAUCAAACUAUGGUAAAGGUGUGAUCAUUGGAGUUUUGGAUACUGGGGUUUCACCAGAUCAUCCCUCAUUUAGUGACGCAGGAGUGCCUCCUCCACCAGCUAAAUGGAAAGGCAAAUGUGAGUUCAAUGGCAGAGUGUGCAACAACAAGCUUAUUGGUGCAAGAAACUUCAAUGGCAUAAGCACAGGGCAACCUGCAGGAGACCCUCCAUUUGACCAAGAAGGCCACGGGACCCACACGUCCAGCACAGCUGCCGGGAACUUUGUCAAAGGCGCCGCGGUGUUUGGAAUGGUCAAGGGCACAGCGGUUGGCAUGGCGCCUUAUGCUCACUUGGCAAUCUACAGAGUGUGCUCUGUGGCGGGUUGUGCUGAAGGUGACAUUUUGGCUGCAAUGGAUGCUGCGGUUGAUGAUGGGGUGGACGUACUUUCGCUCUCCCUUGGCGGUUUCUCGCGUCCUUUCUAUUCAGAUGGGGUUGCAGUUGGUGCAUUUGGAGCAAUUCAAAAGGGAAUUUUUGUGAGCUGUUCAGCUGGAAACUCUGGUCCUUCCUAUUCUACUUCAUCAAAUGAGGCCCCAUGGAUUCUCACCGUCGGAGCAAGCACGAUUGACAGAAACAUCAGAGCAACAGCACGGCUCGGGAACAAGAAAGAGUACAAUGGCGAAUCUCUGUUCCAGCCUAACAAUUUUAACUCAAAAAUUAUGCUACCUCUUGUUGACGCAGGCUCACUUGGAAACCAAACAUCAGCUUUUUGCGAUCCAGGAACUCUUAAAAACGUUAAAGGGAAAAUAGUUUUAUGUGAGAGAGGUGGAGCAGGUGGAAGAAUUGACAAAGGAGCAGAAGUAAAAAGAGCUGGUGGAGCUGCCAUGAUUCUCAUGAACCAAAGGAUUGAUGGCUUUAGCACAUUAGCUGACCCUCAUGUGCUACCCACAGCACAUGUGAGUUAUGAUGCAGGGUUGAAAAUCAAGUCCUAUUUAAAGUCAACCACAAAGCCUACAGCCACAAUUUUGUUCAAAGGCACUGUUAUUGGAGAUAAACAUGCUCCGAGUGUCGCUUCCUUUUCAUCAAGAGGACCGAGCACUGCAAGCCCCGGGAUUUUGAAACCGGACAUCACUGGUCCCGGUGUUAGCAUCCUAGCAACAUGGCCUGUUUCAGUGGACAAUGCCACAAAAUCUAAGGCAACAUUUAACAUAAUUUCAGGUACCUCAAUGGCAUGCCCUCACCUAAGUGGCAUUGCAGCCUUGCUCAAGGGCUCACACCCUGACUGGUCACCCGCUGCUAUCAAAUCAGCAAUCAUGACAACCGCCGAUGUACAUAACCUCGGAGGUAAGUCCAUUGUUGAUCAAGCACUCAAGGCAGCAGACCUUUUUGCAAUAGGUGCAGGCCAUGUUAACCCUUCAAAAGCAAAUGAUCCAGGGCUAGUCUACGACACGCAACCGAAUAAUUACAUCCAAUACCUGUGUGGCUUGAAUUACACAGACAAACAGAUACAGAUCAUAACCCAACAAACAGUGGAUUGCUCCAAAAUUGGAGCCAUACCAGAAGCACAGCUAAACUACCCUUCAUUUUCUAUUAUAAUUGGCUCCAAUAAAAAGACUAGGUCUCAGCUUUAUACAAGGACAGUGAAGAAUGUUGGGGAGGCAAAUUCAACUUACAAGUUGGAUAUUUUAGCACCACACAAAGUGGAUGUGAAUGUGAGCCCUGAGGUGCUUAAAUUCACAAAGGUUAAGCAGACUAUUACAUAUCGUGUGAAGUUUGUUGCACAAGAGGGUGCUGGGAAGGAUGGUGUUUUGUUUGGCAAGGGAUAUUUGAGGUGGGUUUCUGAUAACCACAAUGUUGCUAGCCCAAUAGUUGUGAUCUUUGGGUCUUAG